Molecule: messenger RNA, 1068 nt
Organism: Penicillium macrosclerotiorum
Lineage: Eukaryota; Fungi; Ascomycota; Eurotiomycetes; Eurotiales; Aspergillaceae
Exons: 3
Coding region: 1-1068 (355 amino acids)
Source: RefSeq, a predicted model, not a curated record
AUGCCGUCCAGCAUCUACUUCGCUGCCUCGGCAGCAGUGCUUGCCUGCUUUGCCCAGGUGGCCUCAGCGCAGACCAACAUCACAGCUACUGUCUGCGCCGCAGAAUCUGUCUUCUCUGAUUGCAAUGGGAACGUCGCUGAUAAAUGGCGCUCCUGUAUCAACGGGUGCAACGGCAAUGGCGACUGCAUCGUGGACUGCGGCUGUACCGCACAUCAGGAGUAUAUCAAUUGCAUGGCGCAGUCGUGCUGGAACCAGGUCUACUCCUGCGAGUACCAGCUCUUCGUCCAGCAAUACUUCGCCGUGUGCCCCAGUGCCGCGGAGCCGAUCCCCUUCUGGCCCGCCCCGGAAGAUGCCCCGAACCGCUGCUCCUGCAGUCUAGGCAAGGUUCUCGCCAAUACCCUCACUGCACGCAAAGAGCAGAUCGCCUGCAUGCAGAAUGUCACCGACCAGGCGCUCUCCAACAUCCCCACUAACCUCGCCGACCUUGGCAACGGCCUCGACAUUGCCAGAACCGCAACCGACUGCGCCUGCUGCGGCGCCAGCGCCAGUAUCUCCGCCUGGGAACCCGAUCAAUUAACCCACAUACUGCCCUCUAGUGCCUGGGAUGUCUGCCCCCACACAAUCCCCACCCUCGCCGGCGCCGAUCUCUGGCCGCUCUUCUUCCCCGCUGACCUUCCCAAUCUCUACACCUCGAUCCCGAACUGGGCCUGGUCCACCUGCGACAGUACCCUCGACUCCACCGACUGCGCCGCCGCCGGCUUCUCUGACACCGGCGACAAGUUCUACAAGCCCGGUGACUUCCCCGCCAACGGCACCGCCACGCUGCACAACGUCGCCGGCACAGUGACCGUGCCGCCCAGCGGGACCGUUAUCUCAUGGUCUCAGGCGUCCACGACGUGGACUGUUACGGCGACGGGCUUGGAUAGGAAGGCUGUUGCCGGGUCGACUGCGACGGCGACUGGCACGGAUGAAGCGUUUGUGACGCAGACGGCGAAUGCGGCGGCGAAGGGGGUGCGGGCUGGCAGUGUGCUGGGGCUGUUGGGUGUUUUGGGGGCUGCGGCGCUGUAA